UUUACUCUCUAUUCAAUCAAACACCUUCCCUAAACUACUCCAUCUAUCAUUCUUAUUCACUUAUCUCCAUCACUCUCUCUCAGAUAAUAAACAAAUAUGGAUCUUACUGAUGUUAUCAUUUUCUUGUUUGCUCUCUAUUUUCUCAACCUAUGGUGGCGCCGCUACUCCUCCUCCCGAAGCAGCCAAUGUCGCAUGAACAUCCCGCCGGGACCAAAAGGUUUGCCACUAGUCGGAAACCUACUCCAAGUCAUAUUCCAAGGUCGACAUUUCGUCUUCAUAAUGCGUGACUUACGUAAAAAGUACGGUCCAAUAUUCACCAUGCAAAUGGGACAACGUACGAUGAUUAUUGUCACGGACGAGAAACUCAUCCACGAAGCUCUAGUCCAACGCGGCCCUACGUUCGCUUCCCGCCCACCGGACUCGCCGAUCCGCCUCAUUUUUAGCGUCGGAAAAUGCGCUAUCAACUCGGCUGAGUACGGAUCUUUGUGGCGGACUCUGAGGAGGAACUUUGUGACAGAGCUUGUGACCCCGACGAGAGUUAAGCAGUGCUCGUGGAUAAGGACGUGGGCUAUGGAAAAUCAUAUGAAGAGGAUUCAAACGGAUAGUGUUGAGAAAGGUUUCGUCGAGGUUAUGAGUCAGUGUAGGCUAACGAUCUGUAGCAUCUUGAUAUGUCUUUGUUUCGGAGCCAAGAUCAGCGAGCAAAAGAUCAAGAACAUAGAGAAUGUUCUUAAGGACGUCAUGCUUAUAACUUCUCCGAAGUUACCAGACUUUUUACCGGUUUUCACUCCGUUAUUUCGGCGUCAGGUUAGAGAAGCGAGAGAGCUAAGGAAGACGCAGCUCGAGUGUCUCGUGCCAUUGAUAAAAAACCGUCGUGCCUUUGUUGACGCUAAGGAGAGUGCUAACGAAGAGAUGGUGAGUCCCAUUGGUGCAGCUUAUGUGGAUUCUUUGUUUAGUUUGAAGGCGGUGGAGAGAUGCGGUGAGCUAAGAGAUGAAGAGAUAGUGACUUUGUGUUCGGAGAUUGUCUCGGCCGGUACGGACACAAGUGCAACUACGCUUGAAUGGGCGUUACUUCAUCUAGUGACCGACCAAAACAUUCAAGAAAAGCUGUACGAGGAAGUUGUUGGAGUUGUUGGCGAAAACGGCGUCGUUGAAGAGGACGACGUGGCGAAGAUGCCUUACUUGGAGGCAAUAGUGAAAGAGACUCUCCGUAGACAUCCUCCGGGACAUUUUCUUCUCUCUCACGCCGCCGUGAAAGAUACGGAGCUUGGCGGGUAUGAUAUUCCGGCAGGGGCUUAUGUGGAGUUUUACACUGCUUGGGUUACAGAGAACCCGGAGAUAUGGUCGGAUCCGGGUAAGUUUCGACCCGAGAGGUUUUUAGCCGGUGGAGAUGGUGUUAAUGCUGACUGGACCGGGACACGUGGUGUAACAAUGUUGCCUUUUGGUGCGGGUCGUCGGAUCUGUCCGGCUUGGUCAUUGGGGAUUCUACACAUUAACUUGAUGCUUGCUAGGAUGGUCCAUUCGUUUAAAUGGAUCCCGCUUCCGGAUUCUCCACCCGACCCAACCGAGACUUACGCGUUUACCGUCGUGAUGAAGAAUUCUCUCAAAGCUCGGAUCCAGUCAAGGACUUGAUGGAUACAUUCGAGCUGGAACGGGUCAGGUUUGUGAUAUGUUAUGCUUUUGUAUUAAUAGUGUGGUUUGUUGCUAUCAUUUUCAAUAUAUAUUCCAAAGAUGCUUUUGUGUCUGAUGAUGUUAAACCAUAUAUUAUCAUAUGCAUUUCGGUUGGUUCAUGUGUUUGUACUUGUGUAACAGUAUUAAUAUGAAAAUUUAAUGCUAUUACAUUGUAUUAAA
Messenger RNA from Brassica oleracea var. oleracea, 1848 nucleotides. Its product is annotated as cytochrome P450 77A3. The transcript has a single exon. Gene Ontology annotation, molecular function: oxidoreductase activity, acting on paired donors, with incorporation or reduction of molecular oxygen, NAD(P)H as one donor, and incorporation of one atom of oxygen; heme binding; iron ion binding. The record is from RefSeq and is a predicted model, not a curated record. NCBI's taxonomy places the organism in Eukaryota, Viridiplantae, Streptophyta, Magnoliopsida, Brassicales, Brassicaceae. The coding region runs from base 97 to 1629 and encodes 510 amino acids. Gene Ontology annotation, cellular component: membrane.